This is a messenger RNA of Paramisgurnus dabryanus, 886 nucleotides long. Lineage: Eukaryota; Metazoa; Chordata; Actinopteri; Cypriniformes; Cobitidae. The record is from RefSeq and is a predicted model, not a curated record.
UAUUCAUCUUUAUAUUAGACGAUCGUACACAUACAGGAAUAUUUCAAUACUAACAAAACGUUAGAACGGUUUACAAAUGGUUUUACUGUUAUUUUGUCACAUCUACCAGCCGGGGUUGUACUUUGGUAUUAAAUGACCUUGGUGUACUAUGUAAGUUAAAUACUAUGGUGUAUGAAUAAGUUUUCCAGAACUGAAGAUGAGUCGAUCGACCAGUCUCCUCCAGCAGAUGACUAUAUUUGUUACUGUGGUGAGCGGUGGAGGCUGUGCUAUGAUGUAUUAUCUCAUGCAGAAAAACUUUGCUAAAGCAGAGUAUUACCGUAUGGCCCUUCAAGAGUUAAAUAAUAACUCCACAGCCAUGGCCAGCCUGGGUGCACCGCCUUUAAAGAUCCACAACAUCCAUUUAUCUGACAGACACAAUCGCAUGGAACACACCAGUGCUCAGUUAAAGAUUCCAGUUACCGGCUCAAAGACUGGAGGUUAUCUCUACACAACAUCUAGCAGAGACACUCUCAUGAACAGAUGGCAUCUCGAGCAAGUGUUUUUGAAGCUUAGGGAUGGAGAAACCAUUAAGAUCUUCAACAAGACAGAAUCUCAAGAUUAACAUCACGCAGAAUAUCUGUCCCAUAAAUGUGUUUAUUUCAGAAAUGCCUGUGAAUAUUGCAUGUACGUAAAUUUAGCUAAUUUAAAAAUUUGUUUAUGAAUAUACUGUAUGCAAGUUAAAUCGUAUUGUUUUGUGCAUCAUUAAAGACAGUGAUGUAAAUGACGACUUUGUAUUAUAUGCAUUUUUAUCUUUAUAUCAUAAAAUAAUUAUGUUAUUUCUUUGUUUUUAAUGUGUACUAUUUUAUUACAACCAAAACAGUUUAUAAUAAAUUAUUCAUGCAAUGUU